Molecule: messenger RNA, 849 nt
Organism: Branchiostoma belcheri (Belcher's lancelet)
Lineage: Eukaryota; Metazoa; Chordata; Leptocardii; Amphioxiformes; Branchiostomatidae
Exons: 5
Coding region: 229-849 (206 amino acids)
Source: RefSeq, a predicted model, not a curated record
UGGUUCUUACCGUAGACAGGGCAACCAAUCACAAUUUAGCAACCACCUGCAGCUUGGUAACAGAUGGUUGUGUAUGGAGGAUACCCGUAGGAGGGGAAUGGAGUUUUCCAUUAUACCGUUAUCGUUCGGAAACCGUUUCAUGAUCAGUUGGCCCCGGGUGCGCAUGCCGAGGGUUUUCACGGCAGAUUCUCCCCUCCAACCAGCCACGGAUCCACUGCCACAAGAAGCAUGUUUACCACACCCAGGUCUUCUGAUUUACAGCUGGUAAUAGAUGAUUUAGAGAUGGAAACCGAGGCGGAAAGCACGUCCGCUGGUGAACUACAGGGGCGUAAUUAUAAAGACAACCGUGUGGCGCCGGCUGUUUUGGACAGUAGUAAAGACGCCGGUCAGUGGUUACCACAGAAUGGACCUCUCUCGCCUGCCAAGACUUCGGCUGUGGCGUCGGACAACGGAGACCACCACAGUGGUGUCGAAAACGGCAGUGUUCCGAGCAACAGUGACGUACGGCAUGAUCACACACACAGGAGAAGAAUGGACGGAGGGGAGUUACAGCGGGUGUCCAGCGUCAUGUCCAAUCAGGUGCCUGAUGACAAGGCCAUGGAAGAUGACGUCAGGAACUUCCUCAAGACCCUUGCGAAGAACGGCCUGAGAGAGAAGGUGUUUUACGUGGCGGCGGUGUGUAGUCUGGUGGUGGUGGCGUUCGGCCUGCUCGCCUUAGGCCAUGUUGAUUUGAUUAUAUGGAUGACAUCCGCGGCAGCCCCGGCGGAGCCUAGAGUGUUCCAGAUUGUUUUUGCUAUCGCCAACGGUCCUCUCGUCAUAGCGGUAAGACCACCGGUCAAUAUCGGCUAA